Oncorhynchus kisutch (coho salmon) is the source of this 2456-nucleotide messenger RNA. RefSeq lists its product as uncharacterized. Gene Ontology annotation, molecular function: transmembrane signaling receptor activity. The record is from RefSeq and is a predicted model, not a curated record. Gene Ontology annotation, biological process: cell surface receptor signaling pathway; immune response. Bases 207 to 1652 code for a protein of 481 amino acids. Lineage: Eukaryota; Metazoa; Chordata; Actinopteri; Salmoniformes; Salmonidae. The transcript is spliced from 8 exons. Gene Ontology annotation, cellular component: external side of plasma membrane.
GGCAGCACAUGGUAGGCACUUACGUCCCCGGUACGAUGUAGCCUCCCAAAGGCAUCACCAAUCAAAACUAUACCAACGUGUAGGAAGGAUCAUACUGCUUACAAAGGGAACUGAAAGGAACGUUGAUUAGUGAGUGGGAACAGGUGUGGAGGGAAGGGGCGUGGUCUGGUGUAAUUGGAAGCAAUUGGGAGUCCUGUUAGAGUGCUAUGACCUUUCACAACACUUACUCUGUCAAGCAGGAUAGCAUGGAGCACAUCUCACUCUGGGGAAUUCUUUUGCUGAGUGCUCUCACCUGCUAUGAACAAAGCCAAGAGCCGCCCAGAGCUGUUUUAACUCUGCAGCCUAAACGGACACCGACGGGGAUAUACCAAGGAGAGACCGUCACUCUCCGAUGUGACAUACAGGACGACGGAGUCACUGACUGGGAGUACCGGUGGUACAGAGGUCUUAACGGCCUCGUUUCCUCCUCUAGUCAGAAUGAAUACAGUCUCGGUCCUAUUGAACCGUCUCAUAAUGGUGUCUACAGCUGUAUGGGAGUACGGAGGAGUAACUCACAGAAGUCCAGCAUCAGUGAUGACGUCACACUAACCGUGUCAUGGAUGGUUUCUCCUCACCUGACCAUGUCUCCUUCAUGGUGGGCGAAUGCUGGAGACUCAGUAACGCUGAGCUGUGAGGUUGGAGAUUCGUAUACAGGCUGGAGGUUCUCCUGGUACAAGGCUGUACCCUACAGGGAAGGGUUCCCCUCUUAUCCAGACAAGGACUUCUUUCCAGAGCUGCUACCGGACAGUGACGGAGCGGCUGGAGGCUCCUACUCUCUCAGCCUGGUUGGUCUGAGUCACAGAGAGAGAUAUUUGUGUAGAGCUGAGAGAGGAGACCCAGUCUAUUACACACACUUCAGUGAACUCCAGUUUCUCUGGGUAGAAGGUCAGUCUCCUUCAGCCUCUCUGACUGUCAGUCCCAACAGAGUUCAGUUUUUUUACAAUGAGUCUGUCUCGCUGGGCUGUGCUGUGCAGGGGGACUCUAAUAGAUGGAGAGUGAAGAGGUACUUACGAUGGGAAGAACCCAAAGUAUUGGAGUGUCCUACUGACUGGGGAUCAGUGACCGGAUCCACGUGCAUCUUCACAACUACAGAUGUCUGGUCAGACACUGGCGUGUACUGGUGCGAGUCUGAGUCAGGAGAGUACAGUAAUGCCGUCAACAUCACAGUGACCCUUAAGGGUGUGGCCCUGGAAAGCCCUGCUCUUCCUGUGACUGAGGGAGAUUCUGUGACUCUACGCUGUAGAUAUCAGGGGUCCCCAUCAAACCUCAGUGCCGAGUUUCAUAAAUGGAUGGACAAUGGCUACCUCACUAAGACUGAGCUAACAGGAGAGAUGACCAUCCCUGCAGCAACACAGUCAGAUGAAGGAUGGUACCGGUGUAAACAACUAGACCAGGGAGAAUCACAUGGGAGCUGGGUGUCUGUGAGAGCUCCAGACCCAGUGUGGUCCAUCUCUUUGCUCAUUCUGCUGUGUAGUUUACUGGUGGUUUCUAUCUUCCUGCUGGUGACCAUUGCACUGGUGGUGAAAUGCUGUAAGGCUAAAGCAGCUCGAUCAAGAGACAAGAGAAAUGACAGAAACACCACUGACCAAGUCAUCAGUAUGGAAUUACCAUGAGAGAUGGGUGGGGGGGGGGGCUGACCAGGUCAUCAGUAUUGAAUUACCAUGGGGGGGGGGGCUGAACAGGUCAUCAGUAUUGAAUUACCAUUUGGGGGGGGGGGGGGGGGGGGGCUGACCAAGUGAUUUGUAAUUAACAUGAGACGAAGCUGCGCUUCCAUCUUCACCUACAUGUGUUCAAUAUAUAUGUUCGAGCUUUGAGUAAGACAUUUUAUUUAAUUUUUUAUAAAUGAAUGUGGACAUGCAGUAUUUGAUUUUCAAUGACCGAGAGUGAUAUGAAAUGUAGGGUAGACACAAAGUAGGGCUCGGUGCCAGCAUUCGUACCCACCCAGCAUGGGAAUACGCUGUGAUGGUAACCAGGAAGACUUCAAGAAGACCAAUGUACUCCCUCGCCCUUGUAGGUUUUCAACUUUUGUCUUUUUUUUUUUUUAUGGGCAAAAACGAAAUAAUAUGCAUCUGGUAGAAGUAUAUUCAUCCACAACCACAUUUAUUUGACAUUUAUCUUAAAUGCGUUUUCGUGAAUUUGAUGAUUAGCUUGAGGCCCAUUCAGUACACAUGGACAUGAUUGGACAGUAAAGGGGAAGUUACUUUCGCAUUGGAUUGGUUAUGUGCCACAGCCACCCUCAGCCACACGGAACACCUUUUCUAUUAUUUUUAGUCAUUUUUUUUAAAUUUUCUUAUUUUUAAAUUUAAUUGAUUGGUUUCUUUUACUAAAUAUUCAGGCUGUAGCUCUUUCCAUGAUACUAUAACAGGCCUGUAAAAUGUUGUAAAAAUCUAUUUGUAUUAAAUAUCAGUCUAAAUGGA